AUGAGGAAAAAGGGAUAUAUAAAAAAUUUUGAAAUGGAAGAAAUUAUAUUUACAUUAUUAAGUUGUUUAGAUGAAGAUAAGAAAUUAAACUACGAAAUAGUAAACACUCUUAAAAUGUACAUUAUGUAUCAUAAGAGUGAAAUCUUAAAUUAUGUGUUUUCAUUUCUCCAAAUUCAAAAGGUAAGUCAUGAGAAUCAAAAACUAUUAUUGUUAUUAACGUACGAUUUUGUUCAUUAUUGUAUAUAUGAUAACUUUAGUGACGUUGUUAAUAAAUAUUUUGAGGAAGAAGAGGAUAGUGAUAAUAUAAAAGUAGAAGAAAAAGAUAUAGAAGGAAGAGAAGAAGGGCAAUAUGUAGACAUAAAGAUAUUUGACAAUAUUUUAAAAUAUACUUUUUUCGAUGGGGACAAGUAUUGUUUUGUAUAUGAUCAUGAAUUGGAAAACAGUUCUAGUGGAAUAAAUGAAAAAGAUGAGAAUAAGUUAUAUGAAUAUAAAUAUGAACAUAAUAAUAAUAAUAAUAAUAAUAAUAAUAACGUGAAUAGUUAUAAUAAUUAUUGUGAUGAUUAUAAUAAAUGUCGUAGUAACAUAAAACAUAGCCAUAGUUACGUUAAAAGGGAUUCUAAUUAUUAUAGCAAAUUACGAAACAAAGAAGAUAUAAAUGAUCAGAGUAUUUUUUGUUAUGAUAAAAUUAUUAAUAUGAAAACAUUAAAAAAAGAAGAAUACAAGCUUUUUUUAAUUGAAAAAAAAAACAUGGCUAUGAAUUAUUUCAAAAAAGACAAGAUUUGUGAAACCAAUUUGGAUUCAUUUGAUAAUAUAGAAGACAGUAUUAUAAAGAAAAAUAAGCGAAAAUCCGAAAUAAAUAAUAUUAUUAAGAAUAUAAUAAAUUUUAUAUUAAAAGAAAUGUUAUAUAUAAAAAAGAAUGACGAGAGGCACAAAAUAAUGACUAAUUUAUUGAUAUUGUGCAUAAUAAAAGAAGAUAAUUAUUUAAAAAAGAAAAUAAUCGAGAAAGUACGUUAUUACAAAGAUGUUAUUAUUAGUAGUAAUAAUAAUAUGAACACAACUACUGAUGGUAAUUAUAGUAAUAAUAAUAAUAAUAAUAAUAAUAAUGGAACCAAAUUGAACACUUAUAUAUAUAUCGAUUUAUAUAAAGAAAUAUUCAUGAAAUCUCCUCACUUAACAAAAAAUGUGCUAGGAGAUAUUUUCAAAAGCAUGCUUACUUUAGACCAUAACAAACAUAUAGAUAUAAUGUUUGAAAUAUUUUUAAAAAUUUUUCAAGACGUUCAAUUCCCAUCUGUAUUAUAUAGCAUCAUAUAUAUGAAUAAGAAAUAUAAAAAAAAGAACUUCAUAAUAACAAAUAGAAAGAAUACUAAUGUAUAUUUUGAAAAUGACGUUAUUCAAUUAUCUCUAGAAAAUACGAGUGAAGAUACUUUUACAACAAAUACUAGAGAGUCUUCUUUAAAUUCUGGCAUGAUAAAUGAUAUGAGCUAUAGUGUUAAUAAUUAUGCUGAUGAAAAGGUUUACCAUAGUGAUGAUAAGAGUGACCACCUUAUAUAUAAGCAUGUACAUGAUGAAAAGAAUAGAUAUAACGAGAUGUAUACAAAAACUAAAGAAAAUGAAAACAUUAUAUAUAAAUCUAAUAUAGUUGACAAAAAAACGUGUGAUAUUAAUUCAGAAAUGGUUAAUGGUAAGGACAAAUUCGAUGUUGAAAAAUAUAUAGGUUCACAUGUAAAAAAUGACGAAAAGAAUAAAGAAAACUUAAAAAAGAAAAUAGAUAAUGUAAAUAAAAAAGAAUAUAUUGAUAAUAAAGAGAGUGAAAAAAGUUUAUCAUUGAACAUAUAUGAAAUGGAGAAAGAAAAAAUAAAUGAUAUACAAAAAAUAACAAAGAAAUAUUUAGAUAUAUAUUUUAAUAUAAGUAUGAGUAUGAAAUAUACAAAUGAAAAUUAUAUAAAAAUACUUUAUAUAAUAUCCAAAUUAUUAUUAUAUAUAAAUAAUGAAGAAUAUGUAAAGAAGACAUUUGAAGUGUAUAUAUAUUAUUUUUUAAUAUUUUUUAAUUCUACAAUAAUAAACAAUUAUAAUAACUAUGCUAUGGAGAUACAUGAUACUUCAUGUAUAUAUAAUAACGAUUCGCAAAUAGAUAUUAAUUAUAUAAAUCUAAAAAAUAUACCUAAUUAUAUUAUUAUAAAUAGUUUUAGAAUAAUUUUACAAAGCUGUCUAAAUAAGGUUCAAUUAAUAGUAGUAUUUACAAAUAAUAUAUUGAAGAUAUCUUAUGCAUUAUUAUAUAUACUAAUAAAUAAAAAUGUAAAUAUAUCAAAUUGUGGUAAUAUUAUUGAGAUUAUAACAUCUAAUGAUUAUAUAUGUACAUUUAUUGAAAUUAUCGAAAUCUUUAAUAUCUUGAUAUCAUGUAUAUAUACAAAUAAUUCAGUAAUUCAAUUUUUAAAAGAGAAAUGUAAAUCAAAUAACAAAGUUGAUAUAAUUGUGUCAUUAAUUAUUUUGAAACAAUAUAUUGUAUUAAUAUCGAAUGAUUUUAGUAGUGAUAAUAUAAUAUAUAAUAUAUCUAACCAGAAUAUGAAAAUAAAUGAAAGGAAUGAUAAGAAAAAGGGUUCAGGGAAAUAUAAGGAAUCUUUUAGAAAAUUAAAUAGUUAUAUUGAUACAUAUCAGAAUAAUACAAACAUGGAACUUAUUAUUCAAAUAGUACAUAGCUUAUUGGAAAAAUAUAAUACGGAUUUGAACAUUAUUUAUAUAUUGUUAGAGAUUAGUUUAUUGCUUUCUUAUCAUAAUUAUUUUAAUUGUUUUUCUUAUAACCCUAAUGCAAUUUUUAGUUUAGUGCAAAAAGAAAGUAGUCCUUUGUUGGUUCUUUAUGAAAAUGUGCACAUAAGAGAGGGUGAAAAGUAUGAAAGAAAUGAAGCAACGGAUAAUGAAGUCGAUUACAAAAAGGGUGAUAUAAUAAUAAAAGAUAAUGUAACAAAUGAACAUGGAAACCACUCCGAUUCAUAUCCUUAUGGUAACUCUUUGAAUAUGGAUAGAAAACCUAAGAAUAUGUAUGAAGAUAUUAUAUACAAAGAGAAGGGGUUUGUUAAGUCAGAUUGUUCAAAUGUAGAAAUCAAGAAAAAUGAUAUGAUAAAUAAUGAUGUUUAUAAAAAAAAUGAAUUUUACGAGGAGAGUAGAAUAAAUAUGAUAUAUAAUGAAGAUGAAAUAAAGACUUGGUUUCUGAUACCACAUAAAUAUGUGAUAAAUAUAAUAUAUUUAUUUUUAAAUAUAUUAUUAACUGAUGAAUCUAAUUUUAAAUUAAAAAAUAAAAAGUAUGGAUAUUUUGUAAAUGAAGAAACAAAAGGAACAAUUUAUGAAGAUAAUAAUAAUGGUUUACAAGAAAUAUUAAAAAAUGGAAAGAAGUAUAAUAAACUUUUAUAUGAUAUACAUUCUCAUUACUUUAUGUAUAUGUGUCCGUCUGUGUCAUAUAUGAAAAAAUUAAUAGUAUUAGCUUUCCAGUGUAAUUUUUCUUUAUACUCUCCAAGGGUAUUAUAUCCCUUAUUAUUUGAAUAUGUAGUACAUAUAAAGAAUAGUUAUAAAAUAAUAUUGUUAUUGUUGAAAUGUUUAAAUAUUAUAUGUAUAUCUUUAUGUAAUUACAUGAGUAAAAAUAAUUUAAAAAUACAUUCAAGACUUCAUUUUAAUUAUUUGGCUUUACCAAAUAUAAAUAAAAUUAUAUCAGUUUUGUUUAUGUAUGGUCUCCAUCCAAAUUUUGCUGUUUCUUUUUUAAGUUUACAACUUUUAUCCAUUUUGAUUUAUUUUACACAGAACAGGAGUGUAUGUUCCAUUCAUAAUACUUUAUAUUACAAAACGGUGCUUCGUGUUUUAUUUCUACACGAUAAAUUGAGGAGGAUGAAAAACGGGACUGAAUCUAAGGAAGGGGUAGCACAAAAUGAAGAAAUGAUGAAUAAUAAGAGAAAGAAUAAGAAGGGUGAACAUACAAAAGGUAUUUUUUUGGAAUCGUUUAAGUAUACUAGGCAAAAACAAAUUAUGGAGGAAAUAAAUAAGGAUAUCAAAAAAAAAAAGAUGAGGAGGAAAACAAUAUUUGGUAAAAAUGAAAAGAUUAGCAAAGCGUGUUAUUACAAACAAAUGAUAUUAUUAAGUUAUAAAAAAAUAACUCAGAGUAUUAGUAAAAAGUUGGUUCAUACUUAUCUGUGUGUUUCUUCAGUAAAUAAACUUGAUAAUUUGAGUAGUAGAAAGAAGAGAAAGAUUAAUAAAUUUAUAAAAAGAUAUUUUCAUGUGGAUAUGGGGCAAAUUAAUGAAUUUCUGAGGAAUCACGAUCCUUUAUGUCACGACCCAUACAAUUGUAAAGAGUUUGAUAAGGUUAAAAUAUAUAAUGAUGAUGAUGAUAAUAAUAAUAAUAAUAAUAAUAAUAAUAAUAAUAAUAAUAAUAAUAAGAAGAAGAAGAAGAAGAAGGAAAAGAAAAAAACUAACAACAAUAAGGUUGAUAAUAAGGAUAAUAAAAAUAAUACUGAUUAUUAUAAUGAUAAUAAUAAUAAUAAUAAUAAAGAUUGUAAUCAUUCUUACAAUUAUGACCAUAGUUGUACCCAUGAAUGUUUGGUGUUCCCCAUGAUUGAAUCACUACCCACUUUUUAUAUCACAGACGUCUUGGAGCUAUUGCAUAAAAUUUUUCUGAAUUAUAUAAGAAAAGAAAAAGAACACAUAUAUAAUUUCCAGACAUAUAUUACAACAUUUUUUUUUACUUUAUUAGAGAUGCUAAAAAAUAUACAAAGUGAUAAAGAUUAUGAAAAGACACUAUAUAAUAUAGGGAUUAUAAAUAUGAUGUGUGUAACUGUUAAAUUUCUUAAGGAAAAGUGUCCUAAUAAGGUCAUUAGUAUUUUUUUUAAGCUUCUUGAAGAGGUCCCAAUUCCCUUAGGAGAAGAGGAAGAUAAAGUUGUGACUUUAUAUAAAAAUUAUUCUUAUAUUUAUCGAACUCACUUUUUUAAUUUGUAUAAAGAUAAAUGUACUACAUUGUAUACAAAAAAUUGUAUGGAAUAUAUAAAAAUGAUGAGAAAUAAUAUAUGGUUAAAUAAAAAAAAAAAUGAUAGUCAAGUGGAUUUUAAUAACUUUAUUAUAUUAUCUAAUAUGUAUAAUAAUAGUGAUACAUUCAAAAAAAAAAACAUACAAAAUGUUUUGAAAUAUUUAAAUGAUUAUCAACAAGUGUAUAAAAAAAAUGUAGUCCAUAUUUUCAAUAUGUAUAUAUCAAAUGUGGUAACCAAUAAGGAAAUAGAAAAUGGUAUGUAUAGGAAAGAGGAAAAUAAAAGAGAGAAUAACACAUAUGAUAAGAUUAAUACUGGUGAUAAAAAUAAUUUUGGUCAACCUAUAUAUAAAUAUGUCGAUAAAUUAACAACCAAGAGAAAUACAUUGGAUGAUAAUUCAUCAAUAAAUUGCUUAGAGUCAAGAUAUGUUACAAAGGAUAAUAAUACGAAGAUUAGAAUAAAGGACAUAGAAAAAAUAGGAAAUAAAUUAGAUACAUCCAAUCAAUUAGUAAUGAAAUCCCUUUUUUUUUUAUUUGAAGAUAAAUUGGGUUCAUAUAUUUUACAAAAUGAUAUGAAUUUUUCUAUAAUAAAAAAUUUUAAACAAGAGAUAGCAUCUUAUUAUAUUCAAUCAUUAUUAUAUGAGAAGAAUUUUUUUCAAGUACUUUUUUUGAUAAGCAAUAUAUAUUAUUCUGAUGUAGCCAACAAGAAAAGUGGAGCCUUUUCAUUGUUUGGAAAAUCAAGCAAUGUAGUUCAUGCCGAAAAUAUAAGAAAUACGUUAAUAUUAAGUAUGGGUUUAUGUAUGAAGAAAAUAAAUUCUCAUAAAUUUAAUCAUUUAUAUAAUAUAAGAGAAGCAUAUGUAAGUAAGGAAAUAUUUCAUAUAUAUUUAGAAAAGAUAUAUUUAAAUAUCGCCAAAGAGAAUGAAAAUUUUGAGAAUAUUUUAUUUGAUAAAAGUGAUUCCGUUGGCAUAAUACCCAGUGAAAUAAUAAAUAAGAUAAUAGGUAACAAGCAAAAAUAUGUGAAAACAAAUUAUAGAGACCAGAUAAAUUUAUAUAUAAAAAUUAAAAAAUUAUUAAUAUCAAGUAUUCAUAUAAGUAAUAAUAAUGCAUCUGACUUGAAGAAAAUAAACGUGGAAGGGCAAAAGUAUGAAGACCCUGUAAAAAGGACAUUAUCAAUUAUGAGGAUUAUUACAAAUAAUAGUAUAAGGAAUGAAGGCAUGGAUAAUAAUAAUAAUAAUAAUAAUGACAAUAAUAAUAAUGACAAUAAUAAUAAUGACAAUAAUAAUAAUAAGCAAUCAAAUUACAGUAAUAGCUAUGAUGGUAUUAAAAAGGGGGUAGGCUAUAAAAAUAAUAGUACAAGUAACACUAAUGAUAACAAAAUAGAUUUGUCAAACAUGCACAAUAAUAAUAAUAUUGUUAUGAGCUCUGAUUACAUUAUAAAUAAUGGUUUUACUUCAAACGGUACAUGUAGUAAUUCACCAAACUGUAACGAUAAACGUAUGAGUAGUCAAAAAGAAGAAAUUGCUCAUAUAUAUAAAUAUAUGUCUAAAGAAAAACUUCAUUUUUUUCUUUUACAAUUAUUAGUAGAUCCAAUAUUGGGUUCACUUUAUCAAGAAAAAGAAAGUGUGUUACAGUCGAGUUUGUUGAAAUCAUUAAGAAUGAUAUCUAAAAGGUUAAAGAGAAUAAAAGGGAUAAGAUUAGAAAAUGAUAAAUAUAAUAAUACGAAAAAGGAUGAUCUAAUAAAAAAUAAUAGAAUAUUAAAUGAUGAGAGCAAAAAUAAUAUGUUUGAAAAAAAUUAUUCGUGUGAAAUCAUAAAUUAUAUUGAUAUAAAUAAUAAACGUUGUAUUCUAAAAGAUAUAUGUGAAGAUUAUUUAAAAGAAAAUUUGAAUAAUGUAAAGAAUUAUUCAUGUUUGUGUAUAUAUAAAUUUAUAAUAAUAUAUUCUUCUUUAUAUUAUUUGUCCAAUAUUGAUAAUUUAAUUUUCCCCAUAUGUAAUACAACAGAUGACAUAUCUAAUGUGUCUUUAGAGAAAUUUGUGCUUUAUUUUAAGUUUUUUUAUAGGGGAAUCAUAAAUAAAAGUGAAUAUUAUUUUAAGGAAGAAAUUAUUAAGAAAUAUAGUGAGGAUGGUCAAUAUAAUAAUGAUGACUAUACGAGUAUAAAUAAUAACACAAAAAAUAGUAAUCACUAUAGUAAUAAUAAUCAUUAUAAUAAAAACAAUAGUAACAAUAAUAACAGCAACAACAAUAAUAAUAAUAAUAAUAAUAAUAAUAAUAAGGGUAAUAUUAAUAAGGUUCAUAAUAAAACCAUAAGGAAAAAUAUUGAUAGGUUACAUCAAUUAAAUUCAAACAUAAAUUUGGAAAAAGAAUUUUAUUAUAUCAAAUUGAUUGUUGAAUUAGAUAAAAAAAUGAACAUAAAACAUCUGAACAAGUCAUCAAAUAAUUUCAUCCUAAAUGAUUAUUUUUCUGAAUUAUUAGUUCAACAUAAUGGCAACUCAAAUAAUAUAGAAGAAACAAAAGGAUAUAAUAAUGUUUAUCAUUAUCACCCUGUAGAUUUAAAUAAGGAAUCGUAUGAAAUUUUGUUACAUUCCUUAAAAACUAUAUAUAAUUCUUUAUUUAUACGCCACCCUUUAAAUUUUCAAUAUAUUUUUAUCAUUGUAGAUGUGCUUAUCGGCUUGUUCUUAAAAAUUGUGUUUAACGAAAAGAAAAGGAUAUAUCAAGAAUUUCAAAAGAAUCGUGAGGGCUGUUGUAAUAAAGAAGAGAGUGGACAUGAGAACAAUUCGAAAGGUAUUACGAAUAUAGUGUCCAAAAGGGGAGAGGAAAAAAGAAAUAAUAAAAGGCCCAAAUAUAAGGUGCAAGAAGAAAAAGAAAAUGUUACUUUGGAUAUGUAUAAAUAUAAAAUUAUAAAGAAUGACCAUGAUAUAUAUAAUGAUGAACACAAAUAUAAUGAUAAUAAUAAUGAUAAUAAUAAUAAUGAUAAUAAUAAUAGUAAUAAUAAUAAUAAUAAAUUGGGUAUAUACAAUGUAACACAUAAUAAUAUUUUAAAAGAUAAUAAAAUGAAAGCAGCAUUCAAAUGUGAUGAUGAUAUUUAUAAUCAUUCGAAUAAGAAGAGUACUAAACAAAAAAAUAAUAGAAACAAAUCAUCAUAUAUAAAAUUAAAAAAAUACAAUAAAUCAGGUUUUAUUAAUAAUAUUAUAUUUGAUAAUUUAAAUAAAUAUGAUAAAAUUUCGAUAUCAUGUUUAAAUUUAAUUAUAUCCAUAAUUGUACGACUUGUAUUGGAUAUAAAUUGUUUUUUCUUCUUGUCCAAAAUAAUUAAAUAUAUACAUGACCUUUGUAUAUCUACUAAUAUAUGUGAAGUGAAAUUCUUAUCAUUCCGUAUAAUACUUCAAAUGGUGGUAAAUUCGCGUUCAAUUAAAAUGAGACGUGUAAAAAGAGUAAGUUCUGAGGAGGAAUAUUGUGACAAGGAUUCAUUUUAUUCAAAUAUAAAAGAGAGGGAGUGGAAAAAAGAAGAAACAAAAGAAAUAAAAUUAAUAAAAGAAAUAAAAAAAGGACCAUAUAAAGAAGAUAUAUCAAAUGAAGCACAAAAUAAUAAUACCAGUUUAUUAUCAUAUAAUUCAUCCAAUUUUGAGAGAUAUUUUAGUUUGCUUUUUUCACCAAAUUCUACUGUAUCUUAUGGUACUCUUUUUGAUAUAAAGAAUGAGCAAAAAGGAAAAUUGGAAAAUAAGUCAAAUUGUAAUAUUGAAACAAAUCAUAUGGAUAAGGGAAAGGAUCUCUAUGAUAAUUAUGUGUCUGAUAUGACUAAAGAAAAUAGGACCCUAGGACUUGAGGAGAAUGAAAAGGGUACACCAAAAUAUAAUAAUAAUAAUAAUAAUAAUAAUAAUGAUAAUAGUAAGGGUAGUGAUAGUAGUAAUGGUCGUAAUAGUCGUGAUAGUCGUAAUAGUCUUAAUAGUCGUAAUAGUCUUAAUAGUCGUAAUAGUCGUAAUAGUCGUGAUAGUCGUGAUAGUCGUAAUAGUCGUAAUAAUAGUUGUAGUGUUGUUGAGGGAUAUAAUAAAAAGGGUGAUGUAAAUAUAAAGGGACUACAAAUAAAGGAAGAAAACCAUUAUCUAUGUGAGUGUAUUGGUUUAUUAAUACCUUACAUGAAAGAUAAGCAAAAAAUAAUUAGUUUCUUCAGUAUAUGUUGUAUUAUGACAUUAUUAGGAAAAUUAAACAACGUGUGUAUUAUAAAUAAGACACAUUUUAUAUAUUUUUUUUUAAAUAAUUCUUUGCAUGAUAUUCUAAAUAUAUUUAAUGAGUUAAGGGAUAUGUGCUUACCAGUAAAAGGGAUUAUACAAAAAAAUAAUAACAAGAUAAAAAAUAAGAAUUGUACGAAUAUUGAUACUACUAUUGAUAAGAUAUCGAAGAAGAAGACACCAGAUAACUUACAACAUUGGGAAGAUACAAAAUGUGGUUCUACAGAGGAUACAUAUGGCAAAAAAAAAAAAAAAAAAAAAAAUGAAAAAGAAUAUAGAAAUGAUAAUAUGUAUAAAAAGGAUAAUAUAUGUAAUGGUGAAGAAAAAAUAAAUUACUUUAAUGAAAAAGGUAAGAGCAACAAAAAGAGCAAUAAUAAGAACAAUAAUAAGAACAAUAAUGAGAACAAUAAUAAGAACAAUAAUAAGAACAAUAAUAAGAACAAUAACAGGAAGAGUGAAGAUGGUAAUAAUAAUUAUAUUGCAUGUGAUAAGAUUAAAAAAGGAGGUAGACGAAAAAAUGAAUGUAUUUAUCAUUUUUCCUAUCGAAAUGUAAGAAAAAAUUUAUAUAAUAUAGAAUUUGAAAAGAAGUUUUAUCGAAAAUUAAAUAGAAGUAUAUACGAGAUAAAUAGUAACAAAUAUCAUGAGAAGUUUAUAAAAAAGUUAGGUAUGUUUAAAUAUAAAAAAAGUAAUAAUAACAAAGGAGAGACGAAUUUAUACAAAUUGGUUAAUGAUAUAAUUAUUGAAGAUUUUUCACCUGAUGAAAAACAUUCAUACGUAAAUACUUUAUUAUGUUGUAUACAUAAUAAGAAUAAACAUAUAUCUAUGAAUGGGUUAUAUCUCCUUAUGUAUUACAUAUUAAAGGAACAGUUUGAUAUUGAAAGUAUAAAACUUCUAAUGAAUAGAGUUUUUGAUGAAUUGUUUUAUUAUACCAAAAGGAAUAUAUUAAAUGAGAAAUGUUUAAAAAGGAGACAAAAGAGUGAAGAAGAAGAAAAAACAAACAAAAAAAAUAAAAUAAAUAAUAAUAAUAAUAAUAAUAAUAAUAAUAAUAAUAAUGUAGUAGAGGCAUAUAAUAAUGAUCAACUAAAACAAAACAAAUUAAAUAAUACUAUAGGGGAAUAUUAUAAUAUUAUGCAUAAUAAUAUGAAGAAAAUUGGUCGAGGGGAAAACGAAAUAAAUACAAAUAUAAGACAAAAAGUAAAAUAUAUGGAUAUAAAAAAAAAACAAAGAAAGAAAAAGAAUAUUUUGGAUAUUUCUCUAAAUAUGAUAUUUUUAUUAUGUCGAAAUAACUUUUAUGUAAUGUUAAAUAAAAUAUGCAUGUUACAAUCUAAAUAUAAUUAUGAACAUGUUUAUUUUAUUUAUAUGAUAUGUAACAAUAAACAAAUGUUAAUUAAAACACUAGAUUAUUUAUUCUAUAUAUUGAAUAAUCAUCACAAUAUAAAAUUGAAUAAUAAUUUGAGUAAUAUAUUAUCUCUAUUAUUUCAUUUUCUAAAGUUUAGAAAUAUACAUGUAAGGAACUAUGGCCAGGAGCAUUUUAUCGAAUUAUAUUUAAUUGUUUAUUAUGUAUUAGGAGUAAGGCAACUAUCACAUUUAUACAACAAUACAAACAAUAGUAUGGGUACUAAUAUGAAUAAAAAAAAGUAUCUAUUUCAUAAUUUUGAUAAGGUACAUUUAUUGAAAUAUAAAAAGGAAAAGAAUAAAGUUGUAAUUACAGGAGAAAAAGAGGGUGGUGAGGAAUUAGUUAUGGAAGAAAAUAUUAUGGAUAUAAAUAAAAGUAAAGAUAUCAGUAAAAAUAUGGAGAUCGUUCAAAAUACUAAAUCUGAUAAUAAAUAUGAUAAAAUAAGAAAUGAUAUGGAUGAAAUAUAUAUGGCUAUAGACAAAGACAUGGAUAACAUAGGUAUAAUAAAUUGUAUGCGUUAUUAUAAUUUGUAUAAAAAUUAUAAUAACCUAUCGAAUGAAUGUAAUAAUAGGGAAUAUAACUUGAAUGAAUUAUAUAUGGAGGAAAUAAAAAGAAAUAUAAAAGGAUAUGACAAUAAUUUUAAUAUUAACCAUUAUGAUGAUAACAACCACAACAACAACAAUAAUAAUAAUAAUGGUGGGUGUUUUUUUUUUCAUGUAGACAAGGAUUUAUUUUUUUCUACCAAAAAAAACAUAUUUCCAUGUAAAAAUAUAGAAACCGUAUGUAAGAAUGAAUAUAACAAAAAGAUAUAUAAUAAUUACACGUGCAAUAUAAGCGUGAAUAAUACCUUAAAUUGCUUAAAUAUAAUAAAGGAAUUAAUAAAACUGAAUAAUAAAAAGAAAAUAUUGAAUUACUAUGAAUAUCAUAAAGUCGAAAAAUUGUUAUAUUAUAGGCAUUCGUUUGAAAAUGGUUUAAUAAAAUUAAUAUAUGUAUUUUUAAAAGAAACUGAUUGUAUACAAGUAUUUAAAAUUUUGAAUAUUUUUCUAAUAAUUGAUAAUAUAAAUUAUAUCAUAAUUUCGCUUAUUAUUUUAUCUCAAAUAUUAUUAUGUAUAAAAAUUAAUGAAGAGAGUAUAAAAAUAAUACAACCACUUAUUCAAGUAUUAUAUUGUAUAAAUAAAAGAAAAUACAAUAAUAUGUUAAUUACCAAAUAUUUGCAUAUAUCUUUUAGAAAUUAUUUUCUUAUUUUUAAAUAUAUUUAUAUAUAUUCGUCAUAUAAAACAACAGAAUUGUUUUCUUUGUUUAUGAAGGAGGAGCAAAUGUUGAACAUAUUAAAUUCUUUGUUUAAAAAUUUAGAUAGUACUGACAAUAGUUAUACAAUAAAGGAAACUUUAAAGUGUUUAAAAGAGUUGUGUAAAUAUGAUGGUAAUCGUUGGCCUUCGUCUUCAAUGUAUUUAUCCUUUCAGAAAAUAUUAUGUGAUAACAAAAUAAUUCAAAUAUAUUUAAAUAGCGAUGAAGUUAUGAAUAGAGUAUAUAUCUGCAAGAUAAUGUGUGAAUUGUACCGAACGCUUAGGAGGGAAAAAGAUAAAACAAAAGAUAUGGACGUAUUAUUAAAUGAUGAUAUAAUAAUUGAUGGUAAAGGUAACAAAUGUGGUGAUAUAAUAAACAGUGAUAUAUUAAAAAUUCAGGAGGGAAAUAAGAAAAAAGAAAGAAGAAAAACCCAAAAAGAAAAAAAAAUGAGAGGAAAAAAUAGGAAAAUAAAAAAGAGUUUCUACGAAACGAUUACUUAUUUAUUUAUUCAUUUAAUGGAUAAAAACAGAAGAGUAUCUAAACAUGUAUGGUUAGCUUUAAAGGAAUUAAUCAAAUAUAAAUUUUUUGAGGAUAAUGUGAAUGAUAUUUUAACAUAUUUUGACGAUAAAAUUUUUGAUAUAAAAAAAACAAAUAUCACGAUUCAAAAGGAGCAACAUUCUAUUUUUGUUAAAAAGGAAUAUUUUGGAAAUAUGGAAACAAAAGAUCAAAUGACAACAAUAAUGGAAAAAAAAAAAAAAAAAAAAAAUUCAGAAAUUAAAUAUAAUAGUAUGUUUAAUAAAAGAGAAGAAUAUAAUAUAAAGAAAAAACGAACAUUUGAUUAUGAAAAUAUACAAAUAAUGAUAACAACAGAUGAAAGUGAUAACAAGGAAUCUGAGUGUAGUUCUAGGAAGGAUGUGAAAAGGCAAAAAAUUAAUAUAUAUUAUUAUAAGUUAUUCAUUGAGAUGUUUAUACCUUUAUUAAUUUGUGUAGACACAAAAGAAUGUUACCACAAUAUUAAUAAUAAUUGUAAUGAUUUAAAAUUGUUGUUUGCCGAGUUGACAAAAUAUUUGUAUAAUAAUGACAUGGACUUUAAAGAAAGAAACCGAUUAAAAUAUGAGUCUGUAAAAAAUGACGAAUUAUAUAACAUUUUCUUUAAAUACCUAAAGCUAGAUUUAAAAAAUAUAAAUAAUUUAUAUAGGGCAUACAUAAUAUUGUUACAUAGUAGGAUUUAUUUUGACAAAAAAUUAUGGAAUGUUAAAAAUGUACAAGUGCGUGAAGAGGUCAUAAAAAUGAUAAAUGAAUAUGAGUUGAAAAAUACGAAAUCUCGAGCAGAGCAUGUUCUAUUUGGAGAUUUAAAAAGGAAGGAUAUAUCAUGUGAGGAGAUAACAAAUUUAAAUAAGGAUACUAUAAGAAAGGGUAAUAUAAAAAGGAACAAUAUAAAUAAGAGUAAUGUAAAAAGGAGUAAUACAGAUAGGAGUAAUGUAAUACGUGAUUUUCAUAUUACAUCUAAUAAUAAUAUUACAAGAAGUUUUACGGCUACAUUAACCGAUUCUAUAUUCAAUACCUUAUCUGAAACAUUGAAUUAUUCAUAUGAUAAUUUUUUCUCAAAUAUGGAUAAUAUAAAAAUCAAGAAAAAGGAGAAUAAUAAUAUAGCAGAUGUUGAUUAUGGAAAUAAAAAGGAAUACCAUGAGAAUUAUUUGAAGGUUAAACAAAAUAAGGUUAAUGAGGAAUAUAUGGAAGAAACGUUUAAAAGUGAUAAGGACUGUUCAAUAAAAGAAGAGGCAUGUACAAUAAGAACACUGAGCGAGUCUUGUAAUAUAUCUGAAAAUAUUUCUAAUAUUGAUAUGGAUGAUGAAGACCAUAUAUCUUUUACUAAUGGAAGGAAUGUACAUGAUAAUAAUUAUAUGAAGAAAAAUCAUGUGAACUAUGAUAAAAUGCGUGUAGGAAAAAAUAAAAUUCCUAGUUCUACUCAUUUUGAUAAAGUUUUGGAUGAAAAAAAAAAGAGUGAUAAGGAUAUGUCUUCAUCAAAAUGGUUAGAGAGGGAAGAGCAUAUAAAGGAAUAUAAAUUAGAAAAGAAUGAAUAUAUGAAUGGUAAUAUUGGCGACAAUACAAAUGGUAACAUUGGCGACAAUACAAAUGGUAACAUUGGCGAUAAUACAAAUGGUAACAUUGGCGACAAUACAAAUGGUAACAUUGGCGACAAUACAAAUGAUAAUAUUGACGAUCCUAUUAUUGACAAUACGAAUGAAUAUGAUGAAGAUAUAUAUUAUAGAAAGAGUAUAUAUAAUGUACGUGGUGAGAACUCUUAUGAUAUGUUAUAUCAUCCUUUUGUAUCUUCUAUACAAAUUAAUAAUGAAAAUUAUAACAUAUUCAUUUCAAGCAGUGAAGAGGAGGAAGAAGAUGAAGAUAACAUAUAUGAAAAUGAAGAUGAAAAUAAAAGGAAAAACGUCAUUCUAACGGAUAAAUUUACUGAUGAUAAGAAUAGAGAGGAUAUAACAAAGAAUUAUUCAGAUAGACAAUUUAUUAAAAGGAAAUUGAAAAAAAUUCAAUUAUUGAAUAAGAGAUAUAAUUUUGUUGAUCAUUUUAGAAAUGUACAAACUUUUAAAACAAAAGAAAAUUUAUUAUACUGGAUAGAGAUGUUAAAAUUUUUGAGGGAAAAUCCACAAGAGAUUAAUGAUUUAUUUUCAACAAGAGAAAUUAAAAAGGUCAAUGUAGCAGAUUUUUUUGAAGCAUCUUUAAUGUGUGCUUUAACAGUAAUAAAGUUUGUAUCCUUAACAAUUAAUUCUAAAAAAUUAUAUAAGCAUACAUUAAAAUGUGGUAUUAAUAAAGUAGACAAUGAAAUAAUAAAUGAAGAGAAUAUAACAAAGGUGAAGGAACAUAAAAUAGAAGAAAUGUAUUUUAUACAUACAUUAAUUAUAUCAACAAAAUUAGAAGCAUUGUGUUCUUCUAUUAGUAAACAAUUAUGUACAUAUCUAGAAAAUGAAAAAACGGAAUUGCACAUCCCUAUCAUAAAAUCGUUAUCUAUAUUGUCUAUACUGAAACCGUCCACCUGA
Messenger RNA from Plasmodium reichenowi, 14955 nucleotides. RefSeq lists its product as hypothetical. The coding region runs from base 1 to 14955 and encodes 4984 amino acids. NCBI's taxonomy places the organism in Eukaryota, Apicomplexa, Aconoidasida, Haemosporida, Plasmodiidae. The transcript has a single exon. The record is from RefSeq and is a predicted model, not a curated record. Gene Ontology annotation, molecular function: TFIIIC-class transcription factor complex binding. Gene Ontology annotation, biological process: RNA polymerase III preinitiation complex assembly. Gene Ontology annotation, cellular component: transcription factor TFIIIB complex.